Trichoderma harzianum CBS 226.95 is the source of this 838-nucleotide messenger RNA. RefSeq lists its product as hypothetical. NCBI's taxonomy places the organism in Eukaryota, Fungi, Ascomycota, Sordariomycetes, Hypocreales, Hypocreaceae. The record is from RefSeq and is a predicted model, not a curated record. Bases 59 to 838 code for a protein of 259 amino acids. The transcript is spliced from 5 exons.
ACGAUAUCUUAUCCAUUGUGAUCGCAUUCCUAACAUUCCGGGUCUUUGUACAAACUUGAUGGAAGAAUUACUUCCAGGUCGGGUCGGCCUUUUGGAGGUCUAUCCGCAUGACGGCCUCUCCACGGACGACCAUCACUACCCAGACGACGAUCUCUCUACAACGGAUAUUGAUAUCAUUGCGAUACACGGGCUUGACACCUCAGCCCCGACAACAUGGGAGUACAGGUCUCAAAACGGGCAGACCAUCAACUGGCUCCGUGACAAGGAUAUGCUCCCCGCAGCCGUUCCGCGCGCAUGCGUCAUGCUAUACAAUUGGCCUGCCAAGUUCUAUACCAAUGCUGUAGAUCUAACGCUCCAUGAUCUUGCCGAAGGUCUUUGGUUAGACAUCCAUGGGAGAAGAUGCCAGAGGCGUGAACCAGUACAUCGACCCAUAUUAUUCAUUGCAUCCUGCUUUGGUGGGCUCGUAAUCGCAAAGGCCCUACACUCCGCAGCUUCAAAGACAAGCACCUACUCGUAUUUACGAGAUGCGACGGUGGGGAUUGUAUUUCUGGGAACGCCCUUCAAUGGCACACCAAUGCAGAGACAAGCACAAUGGCUAAUCGCAUAUGGGAACCUCAGACGCGAGGACACUUCCUGUGCUCUCGUCGAGAAUCUUGCUGCAGAGGAAACGAAUACACACCUCAAAGAACUUGUUGAUAACUUUGCCAUAAGCGUCAACUCCGCCAACUUCUCUAUUCCCAUACAUUGCUUCUACGAAACCCAAAAGACAAAUCUUGCCAAAAAGGCACUCCCUCCAUCAUUGGCGAAAUACAUGCCCUAUAACAGAUUUGUAAGUUAA